AUGCCAGACGAUACCAACGCUGGAGACAGCCUUCCGAGCGGCUCACAUCCCUCUGCACAGCCCGAGCCCGCCGCAAGGUUCCAGUCAUACUCAGAGUAUCUGGCGCGUCUAGAUCGGUUGGAUGGAUCUUCUUCCCGGUGCUUCUUAGAGCCUUCUGAGCAACGACUGUGGCUAGCAAGCUUCACCGACGACGGUCGCUAUAUCAAACGAUACACCUGCAACUUUCAACCUCUCAACACGCCAACGAAUCCACCAGCCGUAGACGCGGAAGGUAUCAGGCCUGACACCACAGCCCUGUUGCCUUCUGACUUUCGAACCUUGCUGCAAACGACGGACGAGAACGUGCAUUACAGGAUAGUCAUAGCAGUGACAAACUUUGGAGUACCUUCCCGCAGUAUGCAAACUGUCCUCGGUCUUGGCCUGGAUCUAGAGCCGGAGAUUUUCGAUUACGUAUUGAGUACUCUAAAGGUCCCAAAGAGCAUGCCAGCGAACAUGUUUCCUCUACCGUGGGUCAAAGAUGCCCCUGCUUUACGUAUAGGCAGCGAUGUUUUGUGCAUCUUGAGGAACACACCGAAGAGAACAUCAAAGACUGCAAUCAUAUUUCUGGAAGACAAUGACUAUUCAGAACUCCCACCACGAAACUCCCUCGGGUCCACGAUGUUUUCGUCCAAGAGACCGUCACAAAUGGAAGAGAGAUCCGAUCAGGGUUCUAAUCGUCGUCCCCGUUACUAUCGUAAAUCGCUCGUUGAGCGAUAUAUCAAUGAAGCGAUAGAGUCGAAAUCCCAAUUCGGAUCCGGUAAUUUCCUUUAUGUCUGCCUAGCUGCCUUGCUAGAGCUUCAUCUUUCUACUGCGCCCACGAAUAUUUUUCAGUUCGGAAACUUUCAUUGGCAUCGGGGAGUGAUGUGUAAAUACCGUAGAAAUCAUGUAGCGGUGCCCAAUGAGCCUCUUGCUGUCGGUGAUUUUCCAGACAUGGGGUGGAGCAAGUUGAGAACGGAGCUCGACCAUCAGCGACAUACACUCCGAUGGAUGACUCGCUUCUUCAAAAAACACCUCGAUUACAAGAACAGAGAUCUUCAAGCAGCAUUCAAAGAGAUGAGGGAACGCUUCAAGCUUCGAGUACAAGAUCUUGAGCAAGCUGAAUCACAGCUCAGAGAUGAGCUAGCGAGUGAAGGCAUAGAUAGGAGUAUCCGCAUGGCAGAGAUGAGCAUCCGCGAGAGUAAAAGGGUUAUGCUAUUGACGGCCCUGGCAUUCAUUUUUCUACCGAUAUCGCUCGCUUCUUCGGUAUAUGGAAUGAGUCAAAUCACUAAAUUCGAAACCCUCAAUGGCGACUUCAAAUCAAUCUUCCCCUCUGCCGCCAAGUUCUCAAGCGUCAGACUGGGACUCUUUCUGGGCAGACAAAAAACAACCUGGAAUUGCGGAGGCUCUAAUCCCGCAUUCAUCGAUUUUCUGCGCGCCCCAUCUAACCCUCCAAUCUCACCCAACGCCAAUCCUACGCCUGGUGCGCCGGAAUCCGGUGUCUAUGAACACACGGAGGACGUACAAUUGCCAGCACCAGUCAAAGAGGACGAUACUGGGCGGAAGGCGCUAGUACCUGAGUGUGGGACGGGGCACGAUGUAGCGCUGUUGGCGAGUUGGGGUCAAGGACGAGAAGAUUGGGGAGGUAACGUGCAGUGUUUGCCUGGUGAUUAUUUCGAUGAUGCGUGGAUGCGCGAAGCUGGCGGUGUAGAAGGAUUCGACCUCAUCUAUGAUCAUACGUUCUUGUGUGCCCUCCCGCCGUCACUUCGACUACGCUGGGCAGCACGAACAAAGUCUUUACUUUCCCCUACUGGUAUCCUCGUCUGCAUGGAAUUUCCCACGCACAAGCCUGCAUCUGCGGGUGGCCCGCCAUGGUCGCUCCCGCCUACCGUUCAUGUGGAGCUGCUCAAGCGACCAGAAGAGGAAUCGACGUAUGACCACGAUGGCGUGGUAGCCACCACAGGUAGAGACGAGAGCGAAGAUGCUCUGUUGCGGAUUGCACACUGGACGCCGAAGAGGUCACAUACUGUAAUAGAAGGUAUCGUCAGAUGCUGUAGAGAGAUGCCGCAGCCCGCCAACGGCAGGCUCCAUGACGAGCACACCCCGCUCAUCGGCCGCACUCAGAACUACGAGGAUGAGUCGCGCGUCAAGACUAUCCCCAAGCACGUCUUGCAUCUCAUCUAUGCGACACUCGCUAGCAACUAUGUCAACGUCUUCCUCGUCUUCGUACCGCUCGGCAUCAUCGCUGGCGCAUUGCACUGGAACCCGACCGUCGUCUUCGUCCUCAACUUCAUCGCCAUCAUUCCUCUUGCAGCACUCUUGAGUUUUGCGACCGAGGAGCUCUCCGCUAAGCUUGGUCAAACUCUAGGAGGGUUGAUGAACGCGACCUUUGGAAAUGCCGUCGAACUUAUUGUCUCUAUCGUUGCGCUCAAGCAGGGCGAAAUCAGAAUCGUCCAAGCCAGUAUGCUGGGCAGUAUUCUGUCCAACAUCCUUCUCGUGCUCGGAUGCUGCUUCCUUGCUGCUGGUCUCACCCAGCACGAAAGCCGUUUCAACGAGACCGUCGCAUCUACCAUGUCUUCACUCAUGGCCGUCGCAUCCGCCUCGCUCAUCGUCCCUGCUACCCUCUACGCAGUUAUGCACGGCGACAACAAGAAGGACAACCUCGAGACUGACAAGAACAUUCUUGUUCUCUCCCACGGCACUGCCAUCAUCCUGCUCAUUCUCUACAUCCUAUACCUUUACUUCCAGCUCUACUCGCACCACAGCCUUUUUGCCGACGUCGAGAACCAAGAAGGUGGCGACAACGAGGAGGAAGCCCAGAUCUUGUCGCCCGUCGCUGCUGGUGUCGCAUUGGUCAUUGUAACCGUCCUCGUCGCCGUCUGCGCCGAAUUCCUUGUCGACAGCAUCGAUUCCAUUGUCGAAUCCGCACACAUCAGCAAAACAUUUGUCGGUCUGGUCCUGAUCCCUAUUGUCGGAAAUGCUGCCGAGCAUGUCACCGCCGUCAUCGUCGCAUACAAGGGCAAGAUGGAUCUCGCUAUUAACGUCGCCAUCGGAUCUUCUCUGCAGAUCGCGCUCUUCGUCACUCCUUUCCUCGUCAUCCUCGGCUGGAUCAUGGGACAACCCAUGACUCUCCACUUCCAGGGCUUCGAGACUAUGAUCUUCUUCAUCUCCGUGUUGAUUGUCAACUACUUGAUCCAGGACGGAAAGAGCAACUAUCUCGAGGGCGCCAUGUGCAUUGGUAUCUACGCUAUCAUCGCGCUCGCGUUUUACAUCUACCCUGACAAUGCGGCUGGUGAUAUCACCGUCGAUGUUGUCAAGCGUUUCUUCGCUGUCAACUAA
Molecule: messenger RNA, 3354 nt
Organism: Alternaria burnsii
Lineage: Eukaryota; Fungi; Ascomycota; Dothideomycetes; Pleosporales; Pleosporaceae
Product: vacuolar calcium ion transporter h(+) exchanger
Exons: 9
Coding region: 1-3354 (1117 amino acids)
Biological process (GO): intracellular calcium ion homeostasis; calcium ion transmembrane transport
Cellular component (GO): fungal-type vacuole membrane
Molecular function (GO): S-adenosylmethionine-dependent methyltransferase activity; calcium:proton antiporter activity
Source: RefSeq, a predicted model, not a curated record